Periconia digitata is the source of this 1350-nucleotide messenger RNA. Lineage: Eukaryota; Fungi; Ascomycota; Dothideomycetes; Pleosporales; Periconiaceae. The record is from the annotation of a GenBank genome assembly.
CCCAAUGCAGCAGCAAAUGGGUAAAAACGGUGGAUUUUGCCAGGUGAAUAUUCAACCAGGCAUGGUAUCGCACAAGAAGGGGUAGGCCGGCUGUAACCACACUUUUGGCAAGCCAACAUGACGCAAGGCAAUGGGUGCAGUGGAUGCUCGCCGCGAGGCACACGACAAAGCGCUUUCCCUGAGCUGACGUCUAUCCAAUAACGUGGAGGAUGACAUUGCAGCCCGCCGAAUACCCAGCCAUGGGACCGUGCCAUGCAUCCAUCAAUCUCCAUGCUCAUCCUACCACUACCGUGUCUGCACUUUGGCAACCCCGCAGCCACUCGGGGAUAGCAGCCCAUCUCGUCGUCGUCGUCGUCCUCCAAGCCUGGGAAGAAGAGAUGACAGGCGACGAGUCGUGGAUCCGGAGUGCCUGCAUGACACAAAGCCUUGAUGGGCAAUUGUGGAAUGUUGCAAACAAACCAUCAUCCAUCCAGCGAGCAAGCAAACAGCAAAGAAAAAACAAGCAGACGAAGAACGCCCAGCGAAUAAGCUGGUACCACCCGCCGGCCGACGCGCCCAGUUCCGGGUUAAUCUGCACUCGCACGCGCCCAACCCCUCCCCGCCGCUCCUUUUCGUGUCAUGUUCGCGCAAAGUGCUUUUUUUUUUGGUUUCGGCCCUCUCCCUUGCUUUUCUUUUCCCUUGUUCGAAUUCUCUCUCUCUUGCAAGUUUCGCCGGUUUUGCUACGUCCAAACAGCGCAUUUAUCUAAUCUUGCCUUAUUAACGUGCUGCGAUUUCUCUGUUUCUUUGCCAUUUUGCCAAAACCUUUUUUGUUCUUGUUUUUUGUUUUUAAAUCUGCUUGCUGUUGGGUACUGCAUUUUCCGACGAUUCGCAUACUGCUGCAGGAUUUUGUUUUUUACAUGUACGCCGAUACAUACAUACGCUAGUAUUAUAUACCGUAUUGUUAUAUUUGUCAUUCUCCAUGUGUAAUAAUACGACCUUCCGAGGGGGUGCGAAGAUCUGCGGAGACCGAGCAUAGCCUCUUCGCUUAGCUCUCUCUCUCCCCAGCCUUGUCACUUUCUCAGUCUUGCCUUGCCUUGCCCCAUCGACGAUCGCCGUCCACCCUGUCGUUGCUCCGAACCCACCCUCGAAACUGACUCUCUUGCCAAACUGCUGUGUGCGCCAGCCAGUAAAUAAUACCUUGCGUGCCGACGAGAAAAACGUCCUCAGCAAUAUACGUACACCUCCACAUUCUUUUUCGUUGACUCGGAGAAUCGUGGUAAUGUAUUGUGCUGCUACUCUACUAUUGACUUGGGAGAAGCUACUACGUGAUAAGCGUAGUAUAAGGGGAUGGGAAAACUCUAUUGGAAAUUC